This is a messenger RNA of Mobula hypostoma (lesser devil ray), 3091 nucleotides long. RefSeq names its product mucin-5AC-like. NCBI's taxonomy places the organism in Eukaryota, Metazoa, Chordata, Chondrichthyes, Myliobatiformes, Myliobatidae. The record is from RefSeq and is a predicted model, not a curated record. The transcript has 18 exons. The coding region runs from base 91 to 1980 and encodes 629 amino acids.
CUCGGUGAUCCGUGUGUAACCCACACCGUCCUGGAUCAGCCCUGGAGGAGCACGAAAUGUUCCAACACUGAGUGUACCGGUGGACAAUUGAUGGGUGAUGGAAAUCUUGAAAUGGGAUGGUACAGAUUUAACAGUUCCGGAGGAUGGAAGAUUCCUGAGUCGGUCAUUCCACAUUCUCGCUGCUCCGGGGAGCACUCAGGCUGGUUAAACGGUCCCCAUCCCAACGUGGGAGCGGGGGAGGUGACCAGGACCGUCUGCUUCACCGGGCCUCAAUACACCUGUUACUGGAGACGGGAGAUCAAGGUGAAAAACUGCUCCGGUUACUUUGUGUAUUGGCUGUGGAACGCACCCUCAAGCAAUGCUGUGUACUGUACAGAACCUAUGUCAGACACAAGUCGGGAACGCCAGGGAUUGGUAACUGGAGAGCCUGGUCCAGGGUUGACCACCAGCCCAGCAGGGUCUGUGAGCUCAGGUACAGAUUCCCAGUCAGACACAACUUGGGAAGCCCAGGAAACAAUGACAGGAGAGCCUGGUCUGGGUUUGACCACCAGCCCAGCAGGAUCUCUGAGCUCAGACUUGGAGGCUUCCACACUGGAACAGUCUACAGGAUUGUCUACUGGAGAGCACACCCAGGAACUGUCCUCUGUCCCAGCGGGAGACACAUCCUCAGACCUGGAGGUUUCCACAAUGGAUCAGCCCGAUGGAUCAUCCACAGGACAACCCACCCCAUCACCAUCCUCUGUCUCAGUGGGAGAGACAUCCUCAGACCUGGAGGUUUCCACAAUGGAUCAGCCAGAUGAAUCAUCUACAGGACAACCCACCCCAUCACCGUCCUCUGUCUCAAUGGGAGAGACAUCCUCAGUCACAGACUCCACACUCGGUGAUCCGUGUGUAACCCACACCGUCCUGGAUCAGUCCUGGAGGAGCACAAAUUGUUACCACACUGAGUGUACCGGUGGACAAUGGAUGAGUGAUGGAAAUCUUGAAGUGAGAUGGUACAGAUUUAACAGUUCUGGAGGAUGGAAGAUUCCCGAGACGGUCGUUCCACAGGGUCGCUGUUCCGGGGAGACCCCAGGCUGGUUAAAUGGUUCCCAUCCCAACGUGGGAGAGGGGGAGGUGACCAGGACCGUCUGCUUCACUGUGGGUGAAGACACCUGUUACCAGAGCCUGGAGAUCAAGGUGAAAAACUGCUCCGGUUACUUUGUGUAUUGGCUGAAGCCGACACCCCGGCAACAUGCUGUGUACUGUACAGAUUCCCUGCUGGACACAACUUGGGAACCCCAGGGAUCAACAACAGGAGAGCCUGCUUUGGGUUUGACCACCACCGCUGCAGGGUCUGUGAGCUCAGACCUGGAGGUUUCCACAAUGGAUCAGCCCGAUGGAUCAUCUACAGGACAACCCACUCCAUCACCAUCCUCUGUGUCAGCAGGAGAGACGUCCUCAGAUCCCCAGUCAGACACAUCUCAGGAACCCCAGGGAUCUGUGACUGGAGGACCUGGUCCGGGUUUGUCCACCACCCCAGCAGGGUCUGCAAGCUCAGAUCCUGGGACUUCCACAAGAAAACAGUCUGAAGGGUCAUCCACUGGAGAUUUUUCCCAGGAAACACUUUCUGUCCCAGCUGGAGACACAUCCUCAGGUAGUUCCACAGGGAAACAGACCAAUGGAUCAGUGUCUGGAGAACACACCCAGAAAUCAUCCUCUGUCCCAGCAGGAGACACAAGCCCAGGUCCUGGGUCUUCCACAGGGAAACAGUCUGAGGGGUCAUCCACUGGAGAUUUUUCCCAGGAAACUUCUUCAGUCCCAGCUCGAGAUACAGCCUCAGGAGAACGCAUGUGGAUUAAAGUGCAGCUGACAUCGAGUGGAGUCAUGAGUGAGGAUGAAGUGUGGGAAGCCACUCGACAAAAGAUCUGGGAGCUGUUCGGUGAUCCGAAUCUUCAGAUCAAGCUUGUACGGUUCAGGGCAAAGCCUUCAGAGGAGUGAGGGAGCAACCCGUCAACGAGUGAAGGAGUCUGCAGUUCCAUCUCCCUGACACUUUAUACCCUCUCCCUUACUCCAGCCUGCUUUAGACAAGUAUACAGCCCACAGAAGGUUAAUCCCAGGAGAGCCCUGAGAUGUUGCUGGACUCUGCUGAUUCCCCAGUGUGCCGCAGCCUACGAGCUUUUAGUUGGUCAGACUGUGAAGUACAAUCCCAUUGAGUAGUGACGCCAGAAGCCUGGAACUGAGAGUGAGCAGACAGACCCGGCCUGUUUCAGGAGGAGCAGAUCUCCCGAAUGAUGAGAUUAAUCACAGAACAUCCUGGGUAUGGUCCCUGUAAACACCGACACCCCUCACUACAGGACUGGAUCAGUGUGAGACACAAAUCUGGGUUUACAAUAAAAUGGGAAAAUUAGCUUAUGCUGGGCUUCAUUGCAUUAAUAUAUCAUCAAUAAUUUGCUCUUAACUGAUUGAACUGAAAUUAUGUGUGAAAUAAUGAAUAGCUUUUUGAUCAAAACACAGGACUGUGAAGGCCUCAGGUCUGUGGAUGUAGUGAGGAAGGUCCCUGAUCUCCAGAGGUACUGAGGAAAGUCUCCUGUCCACCUUUGCACAGACAUCUGUGUACACUCACAGACCACAGAGCAAUCCUGCACAUACCCACCAGUCAGCAUAACACCCCGACACAUCUCUGUCUGACACAGUCCCGAUCUCCAUCUCGCACUGACACACUCUUUCUCCAUCUCUCACUCUGACACAUCUCAUUCUCCAUCCCUCUAUCUGACACACUGUCAUUCUCCAUCUCUCCCUCAGACGCACUCUCAUUGACCAUCUGUUUCUCUUUUUCUCUGAUACACGCUCAUUCUCCAUCUCUUACAUCGAGCAUGUAAAGUCGAUCUCUAACCACAGAUUCCCACAAACGGAGAGAUGGAGAUUGGGACAGGGUCUCGGAGAACAGAGUGCAGAGGUGGUAUGAUGGGUUAGAUGGGAACGGGAGCCUAGUCUGUAAGGGUUUGAAGGCCUGAAUACCAAGGGAUCUUUGAAAUUCCUGAAUAUUAUUUCGUAAUAAGCUGAUGAUUUGCAUUGCUAUUGCUUGUAGUGCGUGCUCAAUAAACAUGGA